CGACCAAGCCGGAUUGUUCGAGAAGCCGCCGACAAAGCCUUAGCAGUGGCGGCGCGUGGGCGAACGCGUUGGAGCCGAGCCAUAUUGAAGAGCCGAUUUUGGCUUAGCUUCCUACACAAGAAGCUUCACAAACGGCAGCGUGUUACGGCAGCCGGGGUUAACCGGUCACCGCCACAGAGGAAGCCGAGGAUAGAGAUAUUUAAGCUAAAGGGAAAAGGUAACCGGUUACCGGAUGUUCAAAGGAAGGUGAAGACUCUUGGUAGGUUGGUUCCCGGUUGCCAGAAAGAGCCACUUCCGGUGAUUCUAGAAGAAGCGACGGAUUAUAUACCGGCGCUUGAGAUGCAGAUUCGUGCGAUGAGAGAGAUUCUGUCUCGGCUUAGCACCGGUAAUAGGGAUGGUGAAGGGUCAAGUUCCGAACCCGCAGUCGCGCCGGAAACGGGUUCGGUUUAGUUUCGUUAUUGUUAUUGUUAUUAUUAUGUAUAAAA
Molecule: messenger RNA, 485 nt
Organism: Chenopodium quinoa (quinoa)
Lineage: Eukaryota; Viridiplantae; Streptophyta; Magnoliopsida; Caryophyllales; Amaranthaceae
Product: transcription factor bHLH147-like
Exons: 1
Biological process (GO): regulation of DNA-templated transcription
Molecular function (GO): protein dimerization activity
Source: RefSeq, a predicted model, not a curated record